Molecule: messenger RNA, 1605 nt
Organism: Nannizzia gypsea CBS 118893
Lineage: Eukaryota; Fungi; Ascomycota; Eurotiomycetes; Onygenales; Arthrodermataceae
Product: peroxin 24
Exons: 3
Coding region: 1-1605 (534 amino acids)
Biological process (GO): peroxisome organization
Cellular component (GO): peroxisomal membrane
Source: RefSeq, a predicted model, not a curated record
AUGGAUGAAUACACUGCCGAGAUCUUCGCCGGCCAGGAUGGCGGUAGUGAUGGCGACCCCCAGCGCUCGAACAGCAGCGUGGAAGAAACGAAGCAGCCUGCUAAGCCGGACACCACAACGGAGGAGUCUGCUCCAGGCAUGUCACUGCAGGACCGACUGCUUGCCAGGCAAGUCUCGUUCCUCCAGCAGCUAGUUCCGUCUGAAGAUGCCGGCAGUGAUGGGGAUGAUAGUGAUACAUCUGCAUCGCCGGAAAGGCCUCCAUUCAGCCUGCCCACGAUGACCAACAACUUUAGACGUUUCAAUGCAAGAAUAGGAAUAGUCUUUCAAUUUCAGUAUAAUGUGAUUAAACUCCUUUCUUGGAGGCACAGGACCCAGACAUGGUCGCUGAUAUGCGUCUAUUCCUUCAUCUGCCUGGACCCAUACUUGCUAGCGGUACUUCCAUUUGUCCUCGUGCUUCUUUUCAUCAUGAUACCCGCCUUCUUGACAAGGCACCCUCCACCACCACCGUCGACUUCGACUUCUAGUACAACGCCGUACUAUUCUUACGAGGGCCCAGCUCUUGCUCCAGCCAGAACUAUCAAGCCUGCUGCCGAGACAUCCAAGGAUUUCUUCCAUAACAUGCGAGAUUUACAAAAUUGUAUGGCGGAUUUUGCCGUCCUUCACGAUGCAGCUGUGUCACUUAUUGCGCCGGCUACAAACUUCUCCGACGAAAAAUUUUCAUCUUCCCUGUUUAUUGCCUGUACCGGUUUGGCGGGUGCCGUCUUUUUGGUGUCACACCUCAUGCCCUGGCGUUUUAUGUUACUCUUUACCGGGAACGCCCUUAUAUUAUCUAAUCAUCCAAGCAUGAAGCCCUUUUUUGAGACGAUUAAAGGUGUGCUUACGUCCCAUAGUGCGCCUCAUGAUAAUACCGAGGGCACCAAGAAGUCAUUUGACAUUUAUGGCUACUCCAUACCUUUAACUGUUUCUGGAUUCAUGGAUCUCCUCGACUCGGUCACUGCUAUAUCCCUUUCUGCUGAGCCCGAGGAACGCGAAGUUGAGAUUUUUGAGCUACAGCAUAAAACAUACUCCUUAUAUUCGGCGUCACCCGAGUGGGAGCCAUUUUUGUUCACGUCCACGCCGUAUGAUCCUCUCUGCCCGUCUCGUAUAUCAGGGGAUCGGCCUAAAGGAUCUAGGUUUUUCGAGGAUGUGAGUCCUCCCCCCGGUUGGGUUUGGAAGAGCAAAAAGUGGGAACUAGAUCUUGAAUGCCGAGAGUGGGUGAUGGAACGGAUGGUUACUGGGGUGGAGUUCGAAAUAUCUGACAGUAAUGACGGGAUCAUUAGCGAGGAAGUUGGAGGUUGGGUAUGGGACCUGCCGUUUAACACCCCUGAUGAUGAACAUGCCGUCGAUAUACUGGCUUACACAGACUCAUGGGAAAGUCCUCGAAGAAAUGCGCAAAUGUCCGCACAAACAAACAAACGUGCCAACCAAAAAGAAAAGCCAGAGUGGGAGGAAGCCACAAAACAACUUGACCGGGCUGGCGACUGGAGAAGGAGACGUUGGGUCAGGGUUGUCCGAAGGAUGACUAUUGAUGAGAAAACAGUGAAAGCGACACCACUAUUCUCUUAG